CAGCACCCACGCUAUGCCGCAGAGCCUCAUGAAUGACUCCACAUUAACUUGGGCUGAAUGCUAGCGGUCACGGUCCGAAGACGGACGACCAGCUCAAACGAGGUGGAUCCCACUUACGCAUCCACCAGAUUAAGCCGGGCUGUCGGUGUUGGUGGUGGUGGUGACAUACCUGCAUUGACGCGCGCACAUGCGUGGAGGUUCCGGGCAGUGCAAGGACAAGUGAGCAUUGUUCGUUUUAAUAAGCAGGCUGACACUACUGAUCCUUCUACGCGAUUGCAUGUGCGAUAGGUUGUGCGAUGCUGCACGGCCAUGUGGGUCGUGACUGCUGCCCAUGCAAUCGCACUUCGCCUCUUGUCGGAUGAUGGACACCACGAAGCGCUUAGCGCGUCUGCACACAUCCUCACUGUGCGCUUUAACGUGACAGGCGUGACAGGGUCAACCACUCCGUCUCAGCACGUCUAUGGCGCAAAUGGCGUCUGCAUUCGUCACCAGCUACUUGAAAGGGCAGCGUUACUGCAGCUCAUCUGCAGGUUGUCAACUUCCCCGCCGUCUACGGCGUUGCGUGGUUGCGGGACGAGAGAAGGAUUGUGCACUAUGGUGAUGGUUCAGCCUCAUGAACCACGCGAGCAUUGCUGCUUCUCCGGCAGGGAUCAAUUUGCAAUUCUGUGGGAGCUCCUUUUCGGCUUUGGGAAGAUACUAUUUUGUUCGAUUGGCAGAGUGUCGCGUGUCCAACGCGUAUCACACAUAGUGCGGACCUGGAUUUGAUCCAAUCCAGCACGCAGACGCUCGAGCUCUGCUCUGAUUGCGUGGCGUAGCUCAAGGUUGUAAGGGCCGCCGGCCGGAUCGUUGCUUUGAUCCCACAUCUUCUCCGCACUUCGCGCGGUCACCACGCAGGCAUCCUUGUCGAUCCCGCGCUCUCCAGGCGUGCGAUUCAUUGGAGUCAGUUCGCAUUUACCCUCGCCAUUCG
Messenger RNA from Baudoinia panamericana UAMH 10762, 967 nucleotides. RefSeq lists its product as uncharacterized. Lineage: Eukaryota; Fungi; Ascomycota; Dothideomycetes; Mycosphaerellales; Teratosphaeriaceae. The record is from RefSeq and is a predicted model, not a curated record. Bases 310 to 765 code for a protein of 151 amino acids. The transcript has 2 exons.